Coregonus clupeaformis (lake whitefish) is the source of this 1561-nucleotide messenger RNA. Its product is annotated as C-type lectin domain family 14 member A. Gene Ontology annotation, molecular function: calcium ion binding. Lineage: Eukaryota; Metazoa; Chordata; Actinopteri; Salmoniformes; Salmonidae. Bases 207 to 1433 code for a protein of 408 amino acids. The record is from RefSeq and is a predicted model, not a curated record. Gene Ontology annotation, cellular component: cytoplasm. The transcript has a single exon. Gene Ontology annotation, biological process: positive regulation of axonogenesis.
GAUAUGCCACCACCCCCUCUGCAGAGGAAGUGGAUGGCUGUAUCAAGUCUAAGCACACUUCCUGUGCUUGUUGUCUUGGGAGGACCUCUCAGGGGCAGCUAAGAAAGUAGCAGGAAAAUGAGCAUCGUCAGCCAGUCCAUUACAGAAGCAGCUAGCAGGAGGACCAUCAUCAGUCUGACUGAGAACCACUGUCGUCAGAUCAAUUGAUGCGAGCGGGGAGAAUGGAGUACUACUGGAUAUGCCUGUGGAGCGUCUUGGGGGUGGGUCUGUGUGUUACUGAUGAUGAACACUAUACUCUUCAUCUGAAUCCUCUCAACUUCGACAAAGCUUUAGAAGCCUGUCUGCCUGACAGUUUCCUAACUAAAGUGGCCAGUAUGGAGGAAGCCUCAAAGAUUUUAAAAGUCAUCACGAACAUGCAUUCCAUAGAAGGUACAUUUGAGUUUUGGGUGGGUUUGAGGAAAGGAAAGUGGGAUUGUGUGAAAAAUGACACAUCUCUGAAUGGUUUCAAGUGGACUGUGGACAGCAGCAGUGACACAGAACUGGAUCAGUGGAAGUCUUUGCCCCAACCAACCUGCACGGGUAUACUCUGUGUAUUUCUCUACGGUGAGUUUAAUGGAACUGAGAUAGUGAACUGGGGGUUUGUUCCCAGUACCUGUAAGACAAAGCAUCCAUUCAUUUGUAAACAACGUGAUGGAAAGAUUCUUUCCAUGGACCAGUGUCCUACCCCACACAUACCUGAGGCCCGAUCACUCAGGCCAAACCCAAAUUAUCCUCAUAAACUGGAGCUAGAAUGUUGGUCUGGGGAAUUGUUUGAACUGACUUGCUCUGCAACGACUCUGACAUGGAAACGUGACGAUCGAUCGGCUAUAGAUGGCAUUUGUGCUUCGUGCAAAGCAGGUUAUAUGAGAGAUGGGUCUGGAAACUGUGUGGACAUUGACGAAUGCAGAGAUCAGCCCUGUAAAGACCAAUGUGUCAACACUGAGGGUUCUUACCUCUGUAAAUGCCGUGAUAAAAAUGGAAAUCUUCAAGACAAGGGCUCAGUGUCAUGCAAUGAACUACCAGUAGCUACCGUUACUCCUGAAGGAAGUGAAACCUAUUUGGUCCAAGACCACACUCCAACUCCCAAGCCAACAAUUCAGGAGAGGCCUAUUAUCAUCUUUCUGCCGGACCAACCCACUCCCACUUCCCCUACGGAUGACGUUGAGACAGUGGACAAGAGUGGAGAACAAGACAAAAUCUUCAUACCCGUGCUGAUAGCAGUGAUGGCCUUGGUUGUUCUGGUGGUCGUGGUGUUGGCUAUUGUUAAGUGCUGUCUCAGGAGGCGAUUGCAGAAACUGGCCAUGAAAAAUGCAGAGAAAAUGGCAAUGAAGAGGGCAGAGGCCUCAACGGAAAAAUACUCCCUGGAAAACACAAAUGAGAAGGAGGCAAUUUAAGCAGAAGUUUGAACGGAGAACACAGCAAAGACUCAGACAACCUGAACGUUUAAAUUGACAAUAUAUACAGUACCAGUCAAAAGUUUGGACACACCUACUCAUUCAAGGGUUUUUCUUUAUUUGUACUA